Messenger RNA from Malania oleifera, 1138 nucleotides. RefSeq names its product transcription factor bHLH51. Gene Ontology annotation, molecular function: protein dimerization activity; DNA-binding transcription factor activity. The coding region runs from base 65 to 826 and encodes 253 amino acids. NCBI's taxonomy places the organism in Eukaryota, Viridiplantae, Streptophyta, Magnoliopsida, Santalales, Ximeniaceae. The transcript has 3 exons. The record is from RefSeq and is a predicted model, not a curated record. Gene Ontology annotation, biological process: regulation of DNA-templated transcription.
CCACUAGUUAAAAAAAAAAAAAUCAGAUUUGAUCAUUAUCAUGAACUAGCCGGAAGAAGAUCGCAUGGCAAAUUGCUUUUUUCCUGAAGAGGGGAAUUGGGCAGCUGCCCUGCGCAGUGACACCGUCUUGGUUCCAUGGCCUGUGUCUGCUAAUGCCUCUUCCCCGACCUUCCAGGUUCCGGGAUUCCCUCCGUGGCUACCGAUGGUGACACCGAUGAAUUCCCCGCAGCUCGAAGGGCUUGCAGAAGAUAGAGCUGCAAGUGCUUCCAAGAGCCACAGCCAGGCCGAGAAGCGGCGCCGAGACAGGAUCAAUGCUCAGCUUGCCACUCUCAGGAAACUAAUUCCCAAGUCUGAAAAGAUGGACAAGGCAGCUCUGCUGGGGAGUGCAAUUGAUCAUGUGAAGGAGCUGAAGAGAAAAGCAACUGAAGCCAGCAAAUCCUUCAUCGUCCCGACAGAAGUUGAUGAAGUUAUCAUCAAUGAUUGUGAUUGUGAUCAUCAAGAUUUGGACGAGGGCAAGGAGGGUAUGUUCAUAAAGGCUUCUGUGUGCUGCGAUGACCGGCCCGAGCUGUUCGGGGAGUUCGUUGGAGCCCUGAAGGGGCUGAGACUGACACUGGUUCGGGCCGAUAUAGCCAGCUUGGGAGGCAGAGUGAAGAGCAUUUUGGUGGUGAGCAGUGAGCAUAGGGAAGAGGGUGUUUCAAUAGCCAGUGUCAAAGAGUCACUUAGAGUAGUACUGACUAGAAUUGCAGCUUCUUCUGCAGCUUCAAUCUGUCGCUUUACAAGCAAAAGGCAGAGGUUCUUCUUGCCUUCCCAUGUGAAAGGAGGGUAGGGGUACGACCAGCAUGGCAGUCCCCCAAGGUGUUACCAUAGGUGUUUCCCUUGUUACAAAAAUAUUUGUGUUGAGUCAUGUUAGAGACUUAUCCACAGCAACAACUAGCGGCUCUUCACAAAGCAGUUACACGAAGAUCAGUUCAAAUAUUUCCCAGGAUUCUUGAUAUAUUUGUUUGGAUAUGUAAUCAGUUUCAAUUCAAAUGUUUAAAUUCAAAUGUAUUCCUUUAUUUCUAUCUUUCCAUGAUUUAGUUGUAACAAGAAUAUAUUUUACAUUUCUAUAAAUACACGCCUAUACCUGUGCUUAAGGGAA